UCAACUCCCGCCGAGUCGGGAAUUGGAGCAAUCGGCGAUGAACGGACAUAUCAACCAAUCGCGGAUCACGAUCAGCUGCAUGCACUACAUGCAGUACUAGUACUAGUAUACUGAUAACUGAGAUGUACAAGAGCUACAGACCCCCCUCGUUCGCUUGACAGUUCACACCGUCUUCAACCCUCAUCAGUAUGAACAUGAACAUCAUAGAAGAUUGGAUAUUCUAUAUCCAAAAUAACCCCAUUGUGGUAGUUUUUCUUGUCCUUGCACUGUGGUUAUUUGGACUGUGGAAUCGACGAUCACCCAAUACCAUCCCCAAAGAUGAAGUCUCAAAAGAAGAACAAGAUACCUACCCCCCAGUCACACCCCUCCCAUCCUUCAACUGGGAAACCACCGAACCAACCAAAUACCGACCUUUCAAGCCAAAGUACCACCUCAGCAUGGCCCUAACAACAACCGACAUCUCCCACCUCAUCCCCAUGGACAAAACCUACAAAGAGCGUCUCACUCUCCGCCAAUCCCUCCUCACCCAAUACCCCACCAUCGUAGUAGGCGUCACCCCAGCAGGCCAAAAGCCAGAAAGUCCCGUCCACGCCGCCAUCACCGAACUAUACGAGUUUAUAGUCGGCGUCUACCUUCCCACUCGCUACCCAAGCAUGUUCACACUUGAAACAACCACCCAUACCCGAUCUCAAGACAAUACCAACACCAAUAACAAAGAGUGUACUAAUAAAACUCUCCUUAACAAAAUAACCAACACCCGCAUUCCCCUCCCCCACCGCGGCUCCGGCCGAGACAUGCUCUCUACACUGGGUACAUUCGUCGACGAGGACUUUCUUGUCUUACUUCCUGAAUCAUCAUCAUCAUCAUCAUCCCUAUCUCCAACAGAAGAAAAAGAAAAAGAAGAACAAGAAGAGAAGAAAUAUACCCUAGAAGCAUACACGACCUUCUACCCCGCCGGCUUCGACACGCGCGAGAAGCUUGGAAAGCGGCUCUCGACGAUCCAUGACCCCGUGCCGCGGUAUAAAGAGCGGUUGGAGAAGAGUAUGGAUCGGUUCUUUGCCAGAUUGGAAGUGGGGAAGGUCGUGCAGCGCGUCAAUUGGAGUAUUAAUACCAAGGGCACGGGGCUGUUUGCUGCGUUUGGGGGAUUGCAUGGGCAUGAAGGGGAGAAAAGGGAGAGGGUGUUGGGGGUGGAGGAGGUUGAUGGGGAAGGGACUCUUUUUCGGUGUGAGCGUCAGACUCUACAUCGGUUACCGAAGACCAAGGCGCUGGUGUUCACGUUCCAUACGUAUACGUACCCUAUCCGGGAGAUCAAGGAAGAAGGACUGGGUGAGGAAUUGGCGAUGGCGAUUGAUGGGUUGAAGGAGGGGAAUGUGCCAGAGAUUCAUCGGUAUAAGAGGGGUCCUGUGUGGGGAGAGGCGGUUAAGGCGUAUUUGAGAGCAUAAAGUAGUAGUAUACAUUUGGUAUCAUGUCACGUUUUAUUUUGGGGGGAAAUAUAUCCUAAUGUAUCCUUCUAG
Messenger RNA from Aspergillus piperis CBS 112811, 1514 nucleotides. Its product is annotated as heme-dependent oxidative N-demethylase family protein. The coding region runs from base 189 to 1442 and encodes 417 amino acids. NCBI's taxonomy places the organism in Eukaryota, Fungi, Ascomycota, Eurotiomycetes, Eurotiales, Aspergillaceae. The record is from RefSeq and is a predicted model, not a curated record. The transcript is spliced from 4 exons.